This is a messenger RNA of Parascedosporium putredinis, 1308 nucleotides long. The record is from the annotation of a GenBank genome assembly. Lineage: Eukaryota; Fungi; Ascomycota; Sordariomycetes; Microascales; Microascaceae.
AUGAACCACGCCCAAAUCUACCGCACCCGCACCAAGCCCAAGAGCGCGCAACCCUUUUUCAACGCGGGCACCGAGCGCUUCGUGCGCGACUGGCGCACCACCGAAAUCAUCGUCAGCGUCCGCGACCGCCGCGAGCACGAAAACGACCCCCUGCUCGGCGUCGUCUACCUGCCGCUGAAGCGCGUCUUCGAGAAGCGCAGCCAGUUCAUGGACAGCUUCCCCAUCGCCGGCGGCAUCGGCUACGGCAGGGCCAGGAUCAGCAUGGUGUGGCGCAGCGUGGACUGCCAGCUUCCGCCGGCGCUGCUCGGCUGGGAUUACGGCACCCUCGAGGUCAAGGCGCCGAUCCGCCUACAGGGGUCGUCCGGCGGCGACGACAAGAUCCUGGGCACCAAGAUCCACCUCCACACCAACAUCGCGCGGGCCAAGAUGAAGUCCCCUUCCUCCGACGGCACCUGGGUCCCCAAGCGAAAGGACCGCGAGAGCGUCUUCCUCGCCGUGUCGAAGCGCUACCGCGCGCCCCUCGUCGUCGAGUUCCGCAAGUCCUCCGCCCUCGCCGGGGACAGCACCCACGCCCUUGCGGUGAUUUGGCUCCACGACAUCCCCGACGAGGAGGAGAAGACGCUGUCGCUCGACGUGUGGAAGGGAGGCAAGGACCAGCUCAAGCGCGCGCAGAGCUGCGCCGACUACGACGGGCUCGAGGACGGCGAGCAGCCCCUCGGGAAAGUGGAGCUCUCCGUCAAGUUUUGGCGCGGCCUCAGCGGCUACCACAAGGGCUACGCCGGCAAGUCGCGCAACGCGCACAUCCGCGACGCCAUGGAGGUCCUCGACACCGUCAACGGCGAAGGGCUGGCCAUGGAGGACGAAGGCGACGAGUACGACGACUCGGACUCGGAUUCCUCCGCGUCCGAGCUGGAGACGCCGCAGGCCCUCAUCGGCAGCCAGCACGCCGACCGGGAUCAGGACGACGUCAAUACGCGCGAUAUGCUGCGCAAGGCCAACGCCGACUCCAACAAGCAGGAGGAGGAUGAUCCGCAAAACUUUACCGGCAAGUUAAAGAAGCGCGCGACCUCUUUGGUGAUUGGGGACGACCACGGCGAGGACGACGGGAGCCGUGGGCCCCGUGCUCAGCUGCGGGACUACAAGGCCCACCACAAGCAGCUGCACCGCAAGCAUCGAGGUGUGAUGCAGUGGAAGGCGACGCGGACGUUGGAUUGGAUGGCGGGCAAGGUGAGCAGGGGUAAGAGCAAGGUGGGCGAGGUACUGUUUGAGCACGGCGACAAGGAUGUCGGUAUCGAGACCGAGGUGUAA